Molecule: messenger RNA, 543 nt
Organism: Perkinsus marinus ATCC 50983
Lineage: Eukaryota; Perkinsozoa; Perkinsida; Perkinsidae
Exons: 4
Coding region: 1-543 (180 amino acids)
Biological process (GO): L-histidine catabolic process
Molecular function (GO): histidine ammonia-lyase activity
Source: RefSeq, a predicted model, not a curated record
AUGGAAAGGCUGGUCAAUCCGGCUCUGUCGAAUCUCCCCGCAUUCCUCGUUCAAAACGGCGGUCUUAACUCGGGAUUCAUGAUAGCUCAUUGCACUGCUGCUGCGCUAACCAGCGAGAAUAAGGUUCUAUGUCACCCGUCAUCUGUGGAUACUCUAUCUACCUCUGCGGCUAAGGAGGAUCAUGUAUCCAUGGGAGGCUACUCCGCAAGGAAGUGCCUUGAGGUCAUCUCCAAUGUCGAGGUCGUCAUUGCUAUUGAGCUCAUGGCUGCUUGUCAAGCCCUCGAAUUCCACCGACCCUGUCGCACUACGGUGCCACUAGAGGCCGUAUAUGAUCUUAUACGGUCGGCCGGUGUAGAUCCAUAUGAUGAGGACCGCUACAUAGCCCCGGACAUUGACAAAGUCACCGAUCUCGUUAGGUCUGGUGCGGUAUGGAGAGUGGUGGAACCUUACCUUAAACAACGAGAGGAGAGCCAAAUCGACGAGGUCUCCCCCAUUGACAUGAUGCCGAGGGGUGAUAUCCUCACCCUAAGCCGGAAGCUUUAA